CCAAUACCAUCAAUCUCAAAUGCUUGGAUCGUCACCUACAUUCUUCUUUCCCUCCCCAUCUAUUUCACCAUCUCUGCUGCUGUGAAUCCUAUCCCAAUAAAUGGCACAUGUCAUGACACUUGUGGCACGAUAUCAGUGAAGUACCCCUUCGGCUCCGGAUUUGGAUGUGGGCACCCCGACUUUGCUAGAUAUGUAAGAUGCAACGCCGGCACACUAGAGUUCUCUACCGGGACCGGCAUUUACAAUGUCUCAGAUAUCGAUUACUCAAGUAGCACCUUAAUUAUCAGAGAUCCCUUCAUGUCUGCUUGUAGUUCAAUGCAGAACUCAGGAAGCUUUAGCCUGGAUCGAGCUAGUCCCUUCACUUUAACAGGGGAAAAUAUAUUUGUUUUGCUUGGAUGCUCUACCAAUUCUCCUUUGUUUGAUCCAGCUGAAGAUUUGUGUGCUAUGGGGUCGCGCUCCCGUGUAUGUAGAGGACUAUAUUCUUGCAAGGGAGUGACAGGCAUAGGGUUGCUACAGAAUGCGCCACCUUCAACUUGUUGUGUUUACGAGUCACCUAUUCAACUAGCAGGCUAUACGUUGGAUCUUCCAAAGCUCCAAUGCUCUUCUUAUACGUCAGUAUACAGUUUUGGGGGAAGUGAGGGGGAUCCAAUGAAAUGGAAAUUUGGUAUUUCUCUUCAAUAUAAUGAUUCAUACUAUUCUAAUGUAUGCAAGGAUUGCGAAACCAGUGGGGGCUUGUGUGGGUUUACAGGUUUUGAUCAGUCAUUUGCUUGCGUUUAUGAGAAUGGGAAGAACACCUCAACCAGUUGUUUUGGCCAAGGCUAUGAGUGGAGCGGGACACGGGAGUCAAAAAAUCUAAACAUGCUCAGCUUUGGAGGACUCUUGCUCUUGUGGCUGCUGAUUUCUUUUUGAAGAUUGAAAAUGAAGAUCUCCGAGAGCUGGCCUAGAGCUCUUAGGUCAAAUGCAGCAAUUCACUCUCUAAUUGACAGAAAAUCUUCUUGAAAAUGUCCAGAUUCUGCAUUCUCCUAGCUUACUGCAAUUCAUGAUUUUAUGUUCCAUUUUGUUAAAGGUUUAAAAUGGAUAAUAUGUCCUGGUUGACACGUAAAAUAUCAAAUAAACACCAUGAUAAUAUGCAUUCCCUGUCCUAUGUAUUUUCGUCAAGAAGGUUUCAAUGUGAAAGAAAGAAGCAAGAUUUGGAAUCAUUUGUCGAGGUUUUUAUUUUAUUUAUUAUUAUUAGAAGUGUUAAAAUUC
Populus euphratica (Euphrates poplar) is the source of this 1248-nucleotide messenger RNA. Its product is annotated as wall-associated receptor kinase-like 15. Lineage: Eukaryota; Viridiplantae; Streptophyta; Magnoliopsida; Malpighiales; Salicaceae. The transcript has 3 exons. Gene Ontology annotation, molecular function: polysaccharide binding. The annotation marks the transcript as partial. The record is from RefSeq and is a predicted model, not a curated record.